AUGGUACGUGCCAUUAGGAGUAAUGCGCUCGAGAAGCUUGCGCGCCUGUCCGCGCAGUCGCCGUCUGUAGAGGCUACGCAAUCGGAUUUUGCGAGAUUGUUCAAAAGAUGCUCGGCGUCGAGCUCCAUGAAACUGCAGGAGCUAGAGGCAAUCCUCGCCUUGUGCAAGUCUGCACCAUACAUUGAGUCGAUCGAUGUCGCUGAGAAGCUGCUCUCACGCCUUUCGCCAUACCUCGCCGCAUCGCAUACGCAGACGCUUACACCCUCUCCUAGCCUUCGGACUUUCGAGCCCGCGCCGUACGAAGUUCUUACCUACAAUCUUACCCGUGCCGUCCUCUCGCUCGGCCUUCGACACGAUCAACUACGAACACAAGCUGCCAAUGCACUUGGAAGCUACCUCGCCGGCUGGGUCUCAGCAGCUGCGGAGCUUUCGGAAGAACAAUUCGUCGAUGAUGGAGCCGACGACUAUGCGGCAGAUGGCGAGCUGGCGCGCGUCAUGACACACAGUCUGUCACUGCUGGGCUUCCUGGGUGCCGCUGCUGAGCAUGCCCAUUUCUGGAAUGCCUACGACAGACUCCAGCUUGUUCAGGAUGUGCGAAAAGCCUUGACAGAGAACUUCCUCAUCGCAUUCGAGACCGUGCUGUCCAUUGUGCGUAAUGCGCGCUCUCACCAGCAUGGUCUUCGAGAGUGGAAGCGUUAUACAAAACACUACGCUGCUACUGGGCGACCACUUGGUGCCAUGAUCCUGCACGACUCUUUCCUGAAGGUCGUACUGGCUUCAGCUUCGUUGCUUGUUGGAAGCAGCUCGCAUCUUGCGUCACAAACGUCUGUUCUGGACCACCUCCAGACUACUCUCCACAGAAAGAACCACCAGAUUCUUAGGGAUGCAGCCGAGAACUCGCUGGCUGAAGGAUUGGCCAAGAUUGCAGGAGAGGAGAUGGAACGUCUAGAGAACGACAUGGACUACCUGCAACGAGUGGGGUCGGCUUGGCAGCAGCAACAAGCCUCUUCUGUCAAAGCCAAGGUACUUGUCACGUAUCUCUGCUGUACCAUUUACGAUGACGAUACGGAUAUCACAGAUGCAGAAGUUUUGACCACUUGGCUCGAUAAUGUACUCAAUGACCCUGCACAAAGCGCGGAUCAUGAAUUGGCUUCCACAGUACUGAAGUCUAUGGCCAUCCUCGCUAAAGUCUCACCGCAGCUGGCGUCUAGUCUGGGACGGUCGCUUCCUCGAGUCAUCGUUCAAGCCAAUUUCGAUCAUCGGACAACUUCCGUUGCUGCUGAGUCGCUCGCUGCUGUUCUCAGCCUCCUCCCCCAGGACGCCAUUAUUACAACGCUUUACAGUUUAGGCAACGUUAUCAGCGUUGCUCCCAAGCCCGAUCGAAAUCCAUCUUCGUCUCCCACGUUGAACGGCACUGGGAAGACUGCGCGUUCAGGUGGUGUGUAUAAUAAUCAGAAUGGCAGUACAAUCUCGCUCGCACCGAGUGAUGUUGACGAACCCCACCAUGUACACACCACUGUCGUUGAGACCAUCGUCUCUGUUGCAAGGAAUUGUCAAGAUCCCAAGAUUACGGCUCUGGCGCUGUCGAUGCUCAUCCAGAAAGUUGGUCGCUCUGGCAAGGUUGUGGACGCAAAGAUCAUUACCGAUUCGGCUUUUUUGGGUGUCCAUAGCCCACCUGGGGAGUUCAGAUCUUUGCUCAAGGUCUAUACCAAGCUCUCGCACGACGCAUUGGUCUCUGAUGACGGGGCUAUACUCGAAGCUGUCAUGGCAGCCCGUCUCAACCUCUCCAAGGAGAUAUCUGCAGAUGAGCCUACUUUUGAGAUCUACCUCACACACUUACUAGAUACAAUAGUCAGCAAAGGAGAUGCUCAAGAGACGUCGCAUCGUCAUAUAAGAGAUACGGAGCUUGCUGCUCAAGAGAUUGGGCAGCUGCUGAAGCCUCUUGCGCUUCUGCUUGAAAGAAAUGCGGAACGAGCCGAGUAUUCAGAGCUCGACGACUCCAUUAUUGGGCUCCAGCGCGAUGCCUGGUUCAAUAUUGUCGUUCAUGGCUUCGAUCUUCUCUCUGAUCUCGGGAAACAACACAGGGAAGAAUUGCGCACUCUUGCGCGAUUCAGUAAGCCACUCAUCGCUGAGGAACGACCUUUCCUUUCCGAGAGUGACAUAGAGCUCAACACCGUGUUGCGUCGCGGCAAGUCACCAGAACAUACAGUCGAGCAAAAGAAGCGGCUCGGGAAACUGCUCCCAUCCUGCGAGCCUGAUACCAAGUCUUUGAGUUACCAAGAAGCAGUCUUCUUGAGCACCGCGUACCUGGUCGAAGACCUGCGCGCAAGUACAGGUGAUUGCACUAAAGCACUUGCCUACUUCCUCGAUCCAAAGCUGCGAACUGGUGCAGUGGGUAAUUGUAUGGCUGCCAUCACAACAACCGCUGUUCGAACCUAUCUGGCAAAGACUCUGUCGGGUCAGUCACAUACGUUCUCGACCCCAUACUUGGCGAGGCAACUAGCGACAAUAUUCUCAGCAUGCUGUCAUCGCAUCGCUCGCGUUCAGCAAGCGGCAGCUACUUGUGCAGAUAUCAUCAUCCGUGAAGUACCGUCCACCCUAUGUCAGAAAAGCGCACUCUUCGCCCUGUUGGAACUUCUUUCUAUGAUGUGGUACAGCUGCCUGGAAGGCGAGACUGACGAUUAUACUUGGAAGUCAACGUUUACAUCAAAGCGAUCUAAUAUCGUUGUAGAACUUUCAGACGACUACGCUUUUCGAAGAGCGACUCUCGAUGCGUUACAUAAGCGUGCGACAGUAUGGGUGAAGGGAGCACUUGACAUUGCUCCACUCGACGUGAAAGGACUCCUGCAGUCCUAUCUCUCCGAGUUUGAUGAUGAGAUGACUUUUGGCCACAUCUCGCUAGGGCGAUCUUUCGCCCUGGAGAUGGGAUCUGUUAUUCCGUCAACCGACCAACGUCUUGGUGCCAUUGAACGCCAGGGCAUAAACAUCAACACUGCGUCAGACUUCAUCACACAAUACACGACGAGACAGGAGUACAAGUUCCUUGAGGGUGUGGCUGAUCAAGAAGAAGAAUGGCUCCAGGGCGCACCACCCUCUGGAAGAAAGUCAACCUACCUCUCACGGAGCUUGCACGAGGCGACAAGUCUCCUCGUAGACCUGGAGAAUCGUACCCUCAACCACAAGCAUGUUACGAUUGCUGAGCUUCGUGACAUACUACGGAGAGCAGCCGCGCUUCUGUGUAGGGUCAAAACAGACCAAUCGCCUAUCGUUCAGCAUUUAGUCGGAAUUCCCUUUGCGGUUUUCUCGAAGCAAUCUAUCAAGCUUGGUAUCUCACUGUGGACAAGCGUUGCAAAGGAGAACCCUCGUAUGGAAUCUCGAAUCCUUGUUGCUAUCGCCGAGAAUUGGGAAAAUACAGUACGCAAGCGUCGUGGUAUCUUCAGUCCCGCAUUGAGACACGAAGAUCCCUUCUACGGGAAGCAAGAAUUCGCUGCAACGGACAAAGAAGCGCUCUCGAAACGCCAACAGCAAAUCUACAACCUUAUCGCGCCGCAUUUCCGCCUGUUACAGUUUUUGUCUAGCCACUUUAGCGCUUCACGAUUGAGCAGGGCGGAUGUGGAGCGCGUAUAUGUUCGGUUGAUGCAUAUUACGCUUGAAGCGAUGAGCGCCGGUUGUUCGCAGCCGCUUGCUCGCGAGUCGUACUUCCAUAUCGUUCUGCUCGGACUGCGUAUUGCACGUCAUUGUACUACCUUAUCAGCGACUAUUAGGUGGCGGUUGACCGAUCGCAUACUGACAGCUGCUCUGGCAUGGUUCGCAAAAGCACCGCAAUGGUCUUUUGGAGGCAAUCGACUACAGAUCAAGGCUGAGACGCAUGUCCUUGCAGACGUGCAGGCGCAGCUUGACAUUAUCGGAAAAGUCACAACAGGCGCGGAUGUCGGCGCAAAACUAAAGGCAAAGCAGGAUCUUCUAUCUCUACUGCUCUCGAACGAGCAGACUCGUCUUAUGGUGUGGCUGUUCCCUCUCGAUUAUGGCAAGAAGCAUCAUUUUACUGCCGGACGCCAUAACAACACACUUCCCGAUACUGCUGUGUCCGCUCAUCUGAAGACGGCCUGGGCUGAGAAUCCUGCGAUCGCUGUACAUCUCCUCAAACGCUUCCAAUCUCAGCGUCUCAACACCGAGGUGCGAUGGCAGGUACUGAACUUCCCGCACAAGGUGUUGGAUGAACCAGAUGCUCUUGAGAUCCUCCUGGGCAGUCUUUUGCCAAGUGACGUAUCAUUCCAGCUCAAGUACAUGCUCUACUGGAAGCCCGUAAACCCUAUCACAGCCGUCACGUACUUCCUUCCAGCGUAUGGCAACCAUCCCUUUAUCAUCCAAUAUGCGAUGAGAGCACUAGAGAGCCAUUCUGUGGACGUCAUGUUCUUCUAUGUCUACCAGAUUGUGCAAACGCUUCGAUAUGACGUUCUAGGGUACGUCGAGCGCUACAUCAUCGAGACGGCUAAGUUCUCUCAGUUGUUCGCCCAUCAAAUCAUUUGGAACAUGAAGGCAAACGCGUACAAAGAUGAGGCCUCUGAGGUACCAGAUCCCGUCAAACCGACACUUGACAAGGUGAUGGGCAGUUUGGAAUCCAGUUUCUCCAAGGAAGACCAUGCCUUCUACGAGCGCGAGUUUGCUUUCUUUAAUGAAGUCACGGGUAUCUCUGGUACUCUACGCUCUGUCCUGCACGAACCCAAGGAGGUAAAGAAACAGAAGAUUGAAGAAGAACUUCGCAAGAUCCAAGUGGAGGUCGGUGUCUACCUACCCUCAAACCCUGAUGGUCAAGUCAUUGGUAUCGAUCGUAAAUCUGGCAAGCCGCUACAGAGUCACGCAAAGACACCUUUCAUGGCUACGUUCCGCAUCAGAAAGACCAGGCCUGACGAUCAAGGCCUAGAAGAGCAGGAGGACGAGAAUCGCGAUGUUGCGCAAAAGAAAGACAACAGCUACGAAACAUGGCUCUCUGCGAUUUUCAAGGUCGGAGAUGACUGCCGUCAAGACGUGCUUGCGUUACAGAUGAUCGCCGCCUUCCGAGGCAUUUUCAAUACCGUUGGCCUCGACGUCUGGGUCUUCCCCUACCGUGUUACAGCAACUGCGCCAGGUUGUGGAGUCAUCGACGUCCUUCCCAACUCUAUCUCACGUGACAUGCUCGGUCGAGAGGCCGUUAACCGACUCGACGACUACUUCGUGUCACGCUACGGCAACGAGGACUCGAUUCGCUACCAGGAGGCACGCUCCAACUUUGUCAAGUCAAUGGCUGCCUAUUCAGUCAUCAGUUUCCUCCUACAGUUCAAAGAUCGCCACAACGGCAAUAUCAUGAUCGACGACGCUGGUCACAUUAUCCACAUCGAUUUCGGUUUCUGCUUCGAUAUCGCACCCGGCGGUAUCAAAUUUGAACGUGCACCGUUCAAACUCACAGCCGAAAUGAUCGCUGUCAUGUCUGGCAAGAACUCCGCAAACCCAUAUCAAUCGCAAGCGUACCGCUGGUUCGAAGAACUUACUGUCAAAGCUUUCCUCGCUAGCAGACAGCACUGUGAACAUCUUUGUCACGUCGUACAGGUCAUGUUGGACAGUGGACUGCCCUGCUUUAAACCCGAGAGUAUGAAGAAUUUCCGUGAUCGAUUUGUAUUGGACAAGAGUGAGAGGGAGGCGGCGGAUUAUAUGAGAGGCCUGAUUGAGAAGAGUAGGGGAAGCUAUUCGACAGGAACAUAUGAUCGAUUCCAACUUAUUACUAAUGGAAUUCCUUAUUAA
This is a messenger RNA of Alternaria arborescens, 5778 nucleotides long. Its product is annotated as Phosphatidylinositol 4-kinase. Bases 1 to 5778 code for a protein of 1925 amino acids. The record is from RefSeq and is a predicted model, not a curated record. Gene Ontology annotation, molecular function: 1-phosphatidylinositol 4-kinase activity. Gene Ontology annotation, biological process: phosphatidylinositol phosphate biosynthetic process; phosphatidylinositol-mediated signaling. The transcript has 3 exons. NCBI's taxonomy places the organism in Eukaryota, Fungi, Ascomycota, Dothideomycetes, Pleosporales, Pleosporaceae. Gene Ontology annotation, cellular component: plasma membrane; cytoplasm.